Messenger RNA from Megalops cyprinoides (Indo-Pacific tarpon), 2117 nucleotides. RefSeq names its product hepatic nuclear factor 4, beta (gene hnf4b). Bases 489 to 1865 code for a protein of 458 amino acids. Gene Ontology annotation, molecular function: nuclear receptor activity; RNA polymerase II cis-regulatory region sequence-specific DNA binding; zinc ion binding. Lineage: Eukaryota; Metazoa; Chordata; Actinopteri; Elopiformes; Megalopidae. Gene Ontology annotation, biological process: positive regulation of transcription by RNA polymerase II; anatomical structure development; cell differentiation. The transcript is spliced from 10 exons. The record is from RefSeq and is a predicted model, not a curated record.
UGUACACAGGAGCCGUGAUAACAGGAGAGCAGAUACAGAGUGGGCAAAUCUGUUCUAACCUGGCAGGCAGACAGAAAGGGACAAAGUUUUACUCACUGUGAUCUGGAACAUCCCAACAGCAACAACAACAGGCUGAAAGGGAAGAGAUAGAGGCCUGGGGAAAGGAGAAAUGGAAGGAGGCGGAACUGAAACAACUAGAGGAGAACCCAGCAAAACAUUAAGGUUUUAAACAGAGAGAGAGAACAGAUCCUUAAUGUAUGGCUUCACUGCUGUCACUGAUCUGAGAGGGUGUUUCAGAGGAAGUACAACAGUGACACUGCCAAAAUAUAUUGGUUGACUAAGCUGGAGAGCAGGUUAAACACAACAGGAACACAACAAGAGUGUGCUGGGUUAGAGGGGUGUGAGUGAUUGCAGAUGUCCUCGAGCACAGCCCGUGACAGACUACGAAGGCCUUGUCCAUAAAUUUUAUUUUGAGAACAGUGGACACCAUGAAGCUGUCUGGAACUGUGCUAGACCUGGACUACACUAUGACUCUUGACCCCACCUACACUAUGCUGGAGUUUGACAGCCUGAGAAUGCUCCCUGUGGAAACAGACCCUCUAACACCAGAGUCAACCUCUAUAGCUCCAGCAGCCAAUGGGAGUGUUUGCUCCAUCUGUGCAGACAAAGCCACAGGAAAACACUAUGGGGCAUCCAGCUGUGAUGGCUGCAAGGGUUUCUUCCGGAGAAGUGUACGAAAGAAUUAUGCCUACACUUGCAGGUUUAGCAGACAGUGUGUGGUAGACAAAGACAAGAGGAACCAGUGUCGCUACUGCCGGCUGCGCAAGUGCUUCAGAGCAGGCAUGAGGAAGGAGGCUGUCCAGAAUGAGCGAGACCGCAUUAGCACCCGCAGACCAGAUGACAUGGGGGUGGGGUCUCUGGCCAUUAGUGUGCUUCUGCAUGCAGAAGCCAGUGCACACCAGUUAUCAGCCCUGACCCCACCUGUCAACUGUGACAUCAGUACUAAGAAGAUUGCCAGUGUGGGAGAUGUGUGUGAGUCAAUGAAGCAACAGCUACUUCUGCUGGUGGAAUGGGCAAAAUAUAUCCCAGAAUUCUGUGCACUGCCUGUGGAUGAUAGGGUGCUUCUGUUACGAGCCCAUUCUGCUGAGCACCUCAUUUUGGGAGUUGCUCGGCGCUCCCUGCCCUACAAUGACAUUAUUUUACUGGGAAAUGACUUCAUCAUCCCAGUGAAUGGGCCAGAGCUGGAGGUGUCCAGAGUGGCAGCUCGUAUCCUGGAGGAGCUGGUCAAGCCCCUGAGGGAGCUCGACAUCACAGACGGGGAGUUUGCCUGCCUCAAGGCCAUUGUGUUUUUCGCCCCAGAUUGCCCAGGUUUGGAGUGCUCUCAGGCGGUGCGCAAGCUGCGCUUCCAGACCCAGGUCCUGUUGGAGGAGACGGCCGGGGAGCAGCGAGGGCGUCUGGGAGAGCUGCUGCUGACCCUGCCCCCACUGCAGAGCAUAGCCUGGCAAAUGGUGGAGCAGCUCCAGCUGGUGCGGCUCCUGGGCGAGGCGCAGGUCGACAGCUUGCUGCAAGAGAUGCUGCUGGGAGAAAGGGCAAUUACAGGGGAAGCAGGGACACACCCAGGUGCCAGCCCAGAUGUCCUCACAUUCCCUGCACCUGGAGCCUCUGCUCUGCCACGGGACAUAGUGGGGGGCCACAUCAUGUUGCCUGGAAACUUCACUUCAGUUAUCCUUCCAGUACCCACCUCAGCUGCACUGGUGCCUACCAAUACCCGUACUACUGAGGCAUACGAGCACGGGGAGGGUGCCCACGUACCCACAGAGUCACUGCACAGCCUGACGGUGCCACCUGUCCAUACCUGUCUCUGAGUGACACAUACAAUGGGGCGACUGGCCUGUUAUUGUCUGUAGGAAAGCAAGCCAGAACACAAGUACAUAUAUGUGUGUGUGUGCACACAGACACAGACACACACACACACACACACACACACACACACACACACACAUCCACAUUUUCAUUAAAAUAUUGAGUCAGAUAACAAAAGUGUGUAAUUCUUCAUGGUUGUCAAUAAAAUAAAAAUAUCAGGAUUAGAGUGGUCAUCACACUGAAAAUACAAAUGC